Molecule: messenger RNA, 1694 nt
Organism: Amphibalanus amphitrite
Lineage: Eukaryota; Metazoa; Arthropoda; Thecostraca; Balanomorpha; Balanidae
Product: G-protein coupled receptor moody-like
Exons: 10
Coding region: 113-1195 (360 amino acids)
Biological process (GO): G protein-coupled receptor signaling pathway
Cellular component (GO): membrane
Molecular function (GO): G protein-coupled receptor activity
Source: RefSeq, a predicted model, not a curated record
AGCCAGUCGGGAUGCCGAGGCAGUAGCGGCCGCUCAGACCCACUCGGUCUGUGAGCUCAUCACAUCACUGAGGUUUGCGUGACGCUGCUGUAUCUGAGUGGCACGCUCUUAGAUGAUGAUGACGAAUAUGACUACGAACCUCGACACGCCGCUAGACCAGCAGGACUGGACAGUAGCCAUGGCGACGAACUUCACCAUGCCACUGGAUGAGCAGAUAGGCUGGUUUCCUACUGAAAUGAUAUGGGUGCGCUCAGUCCUAAUCGCCUUCUUCAUGGCUGUGGGUCUGGCAGGAAAUUUCCUGACAUUGGUAGCCAUCAAACGCACUCCCAGUCUGCAUAAUGCCACCACCGCAUUCAUCGCCAGCCUGGGUGUAGCAGAUCUGAUGUUCUGUGCGCUGGUCAUGCCACCGGAGAUUGUCCUGUUCUCCGAGAACACGUGGCUGAAUGGCAACAGCAUUCUCUGCGUCCUGCAGACUUUUCUUGAAUAUCUGUCGGUGGCGGGUUCGCUGUUCUCCAUCAGCCUGAUAUCGUUGAACAGGUUUGUGUUGAUCAUCUGUCCUCCUGGCGUCUACCAACGGCUGUACCAGAGACGGUGGGUAGCGGCGCAGAUCGCUGGCGUCUGGAGCUUCAGUCUCGGCAUGCUGACCCCCACCCUGGCCGGCGCCUGGGGCCGGUUCGGCUACCAGCCGCGGCUGAGGUCGUGCGCCAUCCUGCCGGUGAAUGGACGCUCUCCCAACGUCGCGCUCUUCAUCAUCGCCUUUCUGGUGACGUGCGCCGUCAUCUCGGUCUGCUACCUGGCCAUCCUGAUCGCCGUGUUGAGGUCGAACAGGCGGCAGCGGCAGCACUUAGCACCGCAAAAGGGCGAGGUCAGGAGCCAACGCACCCUGCGCCAGCGGCGCCACGAGGUGCGCGUCACCAGAAUGUCCCUGGCCGUCUUCAUGGCCUUCAUCGUGUGCUUCGCGCCGCUCACGGUUGCCAACAUCUGGGACGUCGGCUACGAUCACCCAGUGUUGCACGUGAUCGGCUACGUGGCAGUGUGCGUCUCGUGCUCCAUUAACCCCAUCAUCUACGUGACGCUGAGCAAGCAGUACCGGCGUGCCUACUGGUCAUUGUUCAGCUGUGGAAAGCCGCGACGCAGCUCAGAAACCUCGUCAAACGUGUUGCAGGCCCCGCAGGCACCCUGGUCACCGGCUUAAGUCACUAAUAAAGAAAGUAAACGGCCACGCCGUGGACUGAGGAUCCGCCAGCGCGGGACCGUGAGUCAGUGAACAGCUUCCACUCGGCACGACUGGCAAACGAAAUGACAGCGUAUUGUCGUCCCAGGGAGUGUCCGCAGAUAGUCCAGAACAAGGCCCAGAAGUACCAUGCAGAAGACUGUUGCUCCCCGAACCUCUGCGUAGACUCAUUUGGACAGAUGAAACGAAAUGACAGCGUAUUGUCGUCCCAGGGAGUGUCCGCAGAUAGUCCAGAACAAGGCCCAGAAGUACCAUGCAGAAGACUGUUGCUCCCCGAACCGCUGCGUAGACUCAUUUGGACAGAUACUGCCCCUUAGCCCAGCAAUACAUUGAUGGGACUUACAAUAUGAGACAUACUUUGAUUAUCCUGUUUAUUUUGAGGUCAAUACGUGAUGACAUGUAUAUUGUAUACUGUAUAUUGCAAAUGUGUAUGGAAUAAACUUUGAAAUGUGGAAAGCUU